GGCUGACAGUGAAGCAGCGCGUAUCUGGCUAUCUGCGUGUGGACAGUUCACGUGCCGGGCAUGGCCCUGCCCGCUCGCGUCAUCGGAAGCCGGGGCACGUGACCGGAAGCUGACCGGGAAGGCGGAAGCUUGGUUUGUUAUUUCUCUGUUGCUGGAGCUGCUGAGGAUCGUUCGGAGUUGUCAUGUGAUCUUUGUGCUAUUCUGAAGGGCGCUGAAAUGUAUUCAUCUCCUGCUCCCGAGAACGUUCAGGAGUCCAGAGACGUGAAGCUGAGGAUCACAAAGAAGUUAUCCAGUUGUCUCAGAGAGCUUCAGGUCCGAUACGUCACCACGGACGAUGUGGUCACCAGCGAAGACAACGAUGCAAACGGCCUCUGCGUGGCUUUGGAAGCCGUGUUCAUUCACGGCCUGAAACCCAAAUUUAUUAAAACAGAAGCUGACAGAAGGAAAGGAAGAAGCAGGGGCCGCCACGUGCCACUACCCCAGCCGGCCUACUGGCCUCUGCUGAAGGCCAUCACUCACCGCAACGUGAUCACCGAACUGGAGAGCGUGAGUUUCAUUAACACCGAUGUGGGCCGGUGCCGCUCCUGGCUACGUCUCGCUCUGAAUGACUGUCUCAUGGAAUGCUAUUUCAUUUCGUUACAAAGAGAAAAGUCUUGGCUGCUGGAAUACUACCAGCCAUGUGCAUUGCUUCUAGAUGCUGAAGACUGUGAUGUGGUCCUUAGUUACCUACAAGGCCUGUCUUCCUUGACGUUUAAUCUGUCCUACAAAUCCUCCAUUCUAAAUGUAUGGACAGCCACGCCGCUUUCAUUAUCGGGACUGUGGGCUGAGGACACGGAGCGGUCAAUACUGUCUCCUCAUGCACCUCUCCGGCGGAAAUCAUUGGACUCUGUGUCUCAGUCCUCCAGCUCCGAUGACACCAACAGCUCCGUGCUGCAGGAGGGCAAAGGGAUCAUAGAGUCGUCAUCCAUGAGUCUAGAAACCAACAGUUCAUCAUCUCAGCUCUCGUCCAGCCUUGGCUCAGACGAACAGCCACAUGCCAGGGCCCCUGUUAUACUAGGGAGCCCCGAUAUCUCCUCCUGCGAAGUGGAUUCCACAGAGCCGGAAGAGUCAGAAAAGUCUAACGCUGAGGAUGCGGAACCCAGUCUCCCUCUAGCAUCUAACGCAACUCCCACCGAUGAUCCCCCUGACGAACUGUCCGAGAAAGAGACCGGACUCGAGGCUGAAGACUUCAAGACGCAGGGCUUGAAAAGCGAAAGACAGUUGUCGGAACCUGAAACUCUCCAGUCAGCUGUUUUAUUAAAACCACAAUCGGAAAACGAGCCGGCGAGCGCAGAGCCUCCAAGCCACGAUACCAGUAAUCAGAAUUACUCAUGUGACACAUCAGCGGGGAAGGCACAUGCUACCGUUCCCCAAACCCAAGCAGUCGAGGAACCUGUCGGGGACAGCAGAUCUAGCAACCCGGAAAAAAGUGUUCUGCUUAAAUGUGAGCCUUGUCCUGUUGCUGAACUCCCAAAAAGCAGAAGCUGGAUCUCCGAAGACGAUUUCCAGAGACCAGAACCUGUUAUCCCUACCGAUCAGAUGCAGAAAGGAAGUUUUCUCCCUUCCCAGCCCCUGAACCAAUUAAUCGGCGACUCUACCCAGUUUUCAGAUCAGAUCAGUAAAUCCUUCAAUGUCGUCCGCAGGCGGCAAAUAGGCCUUUCAAACCCUUUCCGGGGGCUCUUGAUGCUGGGUUGUCUCGAACGAAGAAAUGCCUUGGGAUUGUACAAGAGCUUUUAUUGCGAGCUGACGCCAUACGAAUUCCGUCUGUUCCUCAAAGGAGAAGAGCAAAUCUGCCUUGAGAACUGUUCGCUGUUCCGGUGCGAGUCUGUGGGUCCCGCGUACAGCGACGGGCGCUUCGAGCUGCACUUUCCUGCUAAAAAGCUGUAUUUGCGGGCUCCUUCGGAAGGUGAAGCCCAGGAUUGGGUGGAAAGACUGCAGGAGGCUGUGGAGAAAUUCCGCCCUCAGAAAGAUGAGGCUUGGGAGGUUUUACAGUCCCCCGAGUCCCCCAGCGAUCUGGAAAACAAAACGCCUUCUCUUGGUGGGAGCACGCAGUCUGCUCAGGAGUUCAGUUGGGUUUCUCCGUUUGAAGCAGAACCAGACGCUCUGAAAGAGUCCAUACUCUACAUGAAAAUCCAUAAACGCUGGACCCAGUGUAUUUUCUCCUUAUCGGAUAGAGUCUUGCGGUGCUAUUUACCCAAGAACCCUGAGAAGGUUUUAUACAGCUCUUACAGCAUCGAGAUGGUCCGAGACAUCUUACCAGAUGCCAAUUUGGGAAGCCCGUCUUGUUUCCGAUUGGUAACCUCGAAAGGUUCCUUACAGCUACAGGCCGAGAGCUCGUUAGAGGCCAAGGCUUGGAGGGAGCUUGUCCGCGCUGCGUACCUCGAGUCGGAAGAGGACUCGGCCUUUGUACCCGGAGAUGGAAAAAUCGAGAUAAAAUCCCAUAUCCGGGAACAUCCCCUCUUCAAGUACCUGCUCCACAUUCCCACCGAGAUGGGCCUGGACUCUCAGAACUUCAAGUGUGCAGGUUGCCACAAACAGAUCGGAUUCCAGUUUGGGAAAGCGAAGCUCUGUGGUUUCUCUGGGCUUUAUUACUGUGAAUGGUGCCACCAGGAUCAAGGUUCGGUCAUCCCCUCUAGAAUGGUGCACAACUGGGAUAUAACGGAGAGAGCGGUGUCGAAACCAGCUUUGAACUUCUUGAAUACGGUGCGAAACGAGCCCUUAAUGAACGUGCAGUAUUUGAACCAGCGUCUGUAUCAACACACGCAGACCAUGUAUGAGAUUAGCCACAGCCGAGAGAGACUCCGGUUGCUGGGGGAGUAUCUCGUAACGUGCCGCAGCGGAGCCCUACAGGAGUUGAACAAGAGCUUAGACCAACGGACCUAUCUUCUGGAUUGUGCCCACACGUACAGCAUGCGGGACCUAAAGCAGAUCGCGGACGGCGCGUUCGAGCCCAUGCUCCAGUCGGUCUUGGAGUUCGCAAGUCACCACGUCUACGCAUGCGAGCUCUGCAGGCAGAGAGGAUUCAUCUGCCUGAUCUGUAACCGCAAUGAGAUAAUUUACCCCUUCCAGUUUGAAACUACCAUCAGAUGCGGCGACUGCAAAGCAGUCUUCCACAGACCCUGCAAAACGCCGAGGAACCCGUGCCCUCGCUGUGUAAGGAGGAAGAAGUACCAGGUUCAGGGCAUGAAGAUGUGAGUCAGACAGAAAGCUGCAAGGAAGCCGCUUAUUGUUCUGAGCAAAGAACAGGAAGCCGUUUCCCGCAGCGCGUCCGGCGGGCUCCAGCAGCUGCCGACACCUGGCCUGUUAUGUCUCCUUCUCCUGCUCUUCCACCCAGAAUUUGCACAUAUAAACAUUUGCACUUGCACAGUUUCUGGCCAUUCAUUUGACGGAUUAACGGUCUUACAGCGAAUGAAUGAAGGAGCCACAUUCUGAAACUCUCUACUUUAAAUUAAAGGUUGUAUAUUAUGGUAGAGAU
Messenger RNA from Spea bombifrons (plains spadefoot toad), 3514 nucleotides. It is a transcript of the gene PLEKHM1, whose product is annotated as pleckstrin homology and RUN domain containing M1. The transcript is spliced from 12 exons. The record is from RefSeq and is a predicted model, not a curated record. The coding region runs from base 217 to 3234 and encodes 1005 amino acids. NCBI's taxonomy places the organism in Eukaryota, Metazoa, Chordata, Amphibia, Anura, Pelobatidae.